AUGAUAUAUCUACAAAUAUUAUCAAUUGUCUUCCUAGCCAAGUUCUCGAUAGCAUCAGAUGUCGACUUAGAAAAUCUUUCUAUAUAUAACUACCAUCUUAGUACUGGUGUUCCAGAAGCAGCAAGGUUGAUGGCUUCUGAAGCAAAAUAUUUAGCCUACGGUAGUAUAUAUCAAAUUGUUGGAGGUCGCACUACCGACAUUAGCCACGUACCCUAUCAAGCAGGUCUAGUCAUUAAAGUACUACGUCUACUGACGUCUAUUUGUGGAGGCUCUCUUAUCACUCCCACUCGUGUCGUCACAGCAGCUCACUGUAUUUUCGACGGCAACACCAGAGCUCAGGAUAUAACAGUGGUGCUUGGAUCCAGCCACAUCUUUUCAGGAGGAGAGAGGACCGAUUCUGAUGGAACUGUUGUCCAUACCGACUGGAAUCCUAACACAACGGAAAAUGAUAUUGCUAUAGUUUUCAUUUCGCCGAUUACAUUUACAGACGUAAUAGAACCUAUAAGUCUACCAAGCGGGCACGAACUGAAGGAAAAUUUCAUUGGUUGGACGGCACUGGCAUCUGGAUUCGGUUUAACAAAGAGCGGUGGUAAAAUUCCUCAAAACCAAAACUUAAACUCCGUUCAUCUGAAAAUAAUUUCGAAUGAACAAUGCCAGGCGAUUUAUGGUGAUAUAGUUCGGCCUACUAAUAUAUGUACUGAUGGAGCUGAUGGACGGGGUACGUGCAACGGCGAUUCCGGUGGUCCCCUCACCGUUGAUAACAAGGGAAGACGGAUCUUGAUCGGUAUUACUUCAUUCGGCGCAAGCGCAGGUUGCGACAAAGGUUUCCCUGCGGCUUACACUCGAGUCACUUCCUAUGUAUCCUGGAUUCUUACUAUUUAAAUUUAUUAAUACAAUAACCGUUUCUAUCAAUUUUAUUCAAAACAAGAUUCUAAUGAUUUGCACAAAUCCAUUAAAUGUAAAUUUUAUUAAUUUCUAUACAAAGUAUGUUUAUUCUAAUAUAUAACAUAACAAUAUCA
Molecule: messenger RNA, 1019 nt
Organism: Zerene cesonia (dogface butterfly)
Lineage: Eukaryota; Metazoa; Arthropoda; Insecta; Lepidoptera; Pieridae
Product: brachyurin-like
Exons: 5
Coding region: 1-882 (293 amino acids)
Biological process (GO): proteolysis
Molecular function (GO): serine-type endopeptidase activity
Source: RefSeq, a predicted model, not a curated record